AUGGCUGUAUCAGAUGGAGGUCCAGUGUUUAUUAAGGCAAUUGAUGGGUCAGGUGAGUUCAAAGAAAAACAUUAUAUUGCUAGGGUGUUGAAGGAUGCUAUAAAAGGAAUUGGACAUGAAAAAGUUGUCAAAGUCAUCAUUGGUAAUGCUAAUGUGAUGAAGUUUGCUGGAGCUCUUAUUGAAGGUGAGUAUCCUAAAAUAUUUUGGACACCCUGUGUUGUCCACACUCUCAAUCUAGCUUUGAAGAAUAUUUGUGUAGCAAAAAACACUGAAAAGAAUGAAGUUACAUAUGAAGAAUGUAGUUGGAUUACACGUAUUGCUGAUGAUGCAUCCUUCAUACGUGUUUUUAUUAUGAACCAUUCAAUGAUAUUGGAAAUGUUUAAUGAAUUUAGUCCAUUAAAAUUGCUCCAAGUUGCUGAUACUAGAUUUGCUUCGAUUGUUGUAAUGCUGAAAAUGUUGAAGUUGAUAAAAAGAUGCCUUCAAGCCAUGGCUAUUAGUGAGCAAUGGGCUUCUUAUAGGGAGGAUGGUGUUGGAAAAGCUCUAAAGGUGGAAGAUAUGAUUCUAAGUGAUCUUUGGUGGGAUAAAGUUGAUUAUAUCCUUGAAUUCACAGCACCUAUUUAUGAUAUGCUACGAGUAGCAGACACAGAUAAGCCUUGUCUUCAUCUUGUGUAUGAGAUGUGGGAUUCAAUGAUAGAGAAGGUGAAGGCAAUAAUAUAUCGGUAUUACUCCAUUGAAUGGCUUUCGGAGAAUCCAAAACGCAUAUCUCCACAUCGGGAUCAUGAAAUUUCCAUGGAAAGGAGCAAGUGUUUGGAUGGAUACUUUGAAGAUGAGAGUGAAUUAAAGGUGGUGAAGUUCGAGUUUGCUGCAUUUUCAGGAGGGAGUUUUCCUUCACCAGAUGCCUUGAUAGAUAAGUGGGACUUACUACCUUUGGUUUGGUGGCAAUACCAUGGCUCCGCAUUUCCAACUUUUCAAUCUCUUGCCUUUAAACUUCUUGGACAACCUUGUUCAUCCUCAUGUUUUGAGAUGAAUUGGAGCACAUACAAAUUCAUUCAUUCUUUAAAAAGAAACAAAAUGGCUCCUGCACACGCUGAAGAUUUGGUAUAUGUGCAUUCUAAUCUUCGACUCUUGUCAAGGCGCAAUGAGGAGUACGUAAAUACAUCAACAAAGAUGUGGGAUAUUGCAGAAGACUCUUGGAAUGAGAGCGACAUACAUGGAGGAGCUGGAAUUCUUGAGAAUGCAGCCCUUACACUUAAUGAGCCAGAGUUGGAGGCCAUGGAUAUUGGGAAUGUUAAUACUAGUGUUACUACUAGUGAAAGUGAAGUUCGAAGUGAAGCUAUUGAUCUUGAUGAUGAUGAUGCUAGUAUUUGA
Molecule: messenger RNA, 1368 nt
Organism: Quercus robur (English oak)
Lineage: Eukaryota; Viridiplantae; Streptophyta; Magnoliopsida; Fagales; Fagaceae
Exons: 2
Coding region: 1-1368 (455 amino acids)
Molecular function (GO): protein dimerization activity
Source: RefSeq, a predicted model, not a curated record